AUGUCCGGCCCAGAAGAAUCUACAAGCUCGUUCUUUGUGAUGGGCGGGAAGCCUCCAAAUUAUGAAGAUGUCGAAACCAUUACUGUUGAUCCGAACCCAAAAUUGUUGCUUCGACUAGAAGUCUGGUACUUCUCCAGUGAUGGUAGAUCGCAAAAGAAGAACAAAAGAUUUGCCGAGGCGUUUAAGGAGGCCAGUCUUGAGAACUGGGAUGUGAAGGAAGUCGCCGUGAUUGAACCAGAUGGCGCUUCUAAUCGUGAUCACUUCGUUGAUUUCAUACACAAUGAGUAUACCGACAACGAUCCCAACGGCAGAGCCCAGAACCAUGUCCGAGAGCUCUUCAGGCGGAUAAUCCCAUCGAUCAUCUUUCGGUUCUUCCUCAACAUUCACAGCAAGCCCCAUACUAUGAGCUUGGCUGCUCGUAACGUGUCGCCUGACCACCAACAGAGAUAUUGCCAGCUUUUCAUUAUCAAUAAGCUGAACAUCCGUGUGGACCAACUUUUAACACCCGCUGGAGUAGAUGAUGCAUGUAUCGAUGAAAUUGUUACCCGAUUAUCUACUCUACCCAAUGCCCUUUCAACGUUAUCGCAAAUUGUGGAGAUAUUUUCUAUAUACCAGCUCCUCCAUGGGCAAACCGUGCCCCAAUUCUCCUUUAUGCACAAACAAGAUGCUGAUCAAAUCUUCAAUAUGCGAACACCUGUUCUUAGGGAUAUCGAACCACUUGUCAGGGUCGCGGAAGAGCUGAGACCAUUAUACGAGGCCAAUGUGGAUCAGGCAGCGGCGGAGAAACUAGCAACAGAGUUCCAAAUCGAAUUUGCAGAUGUCAUGGGCAAUCUAGGGAAAGUUAAAAGCAACUUAUGUUUUACUCCUCAGCAAUUAUACGAAACCGGCUUGAGUCUCCGCACAGCAAAUACUAUGCUCUCAAGAGCGAGGGACUUUCUAGGGCCGCAUCUAGAGCGUCAAGUCGAGCGAUAUGAGAACGAUAUGCGAAUGCCUAAAAAUAUUCGAUUUGGAAGUGUAAUAGCCGGCGCAAGUACUGGGGGAGCUAUUCUGCUCGGUGGUUUGGCUUCAAACCCAUUGACAUUGACGAUUGCUGUGUUUUUGUACGCAGCUGUGGCGGCGCAGAGUAAUAUUGGGGCGAUUUCGAAAAAGAGUGAAGCAAUUAAAACAUUCUUGCGAGAUUUAAAAGACAUGGCGGAUGUGUUUGACGAGGCUCGGAGAUCUGUGGCCGUGGCCGUUUGUCAGGACGUUUUUAACAUAGGGCUCGAUGACUUGGGGCAGCACGAGCGAACGGCGAUUCUGCACAGCUUUGGUAUUGAUGUCAGUGCACUGAGGCACGAAGAGUAUCGCCAGAGUCUUGUUGAGAGCAGUAUUGAGAAGCUGAUGACUUAUUAUAAGGAGAUGGGAACAGAUUUUGAGCACAUGCUUAGGGUGUGUGGGCAUGAUCUAAAUGAUGCAAAGAUGCCGUUGUAA
Molecule: messenger RNA, 1470 nt
Organism: Trichoderma harzianum CBS 226.95
Lineage: Eukaryota; Fungi; Ascomycota; Sordariomycetes; Hypocreales; Hypocreaceae
Exons: 6
Coding region: 1-1470 (489 amino acids)
Source: RefSeq, a predicted model, not a curated record